This is a messenger RNA of Pan troglodytes (chimpanzee), 1744 nucleotides long. RefSeq names its product chibby family member 3 (gene CBY3). NCBI's taxonomy places the organism in Eukaryota, Metazoa, Chordata, Mammalia, Primates, Hominidae. The record is from RefSeq and is a predicted model, not a curated record. The transcript is spliced from 2 exons. The coding region runs from base 1016 to 1744 and encodes 242 amino acids.
CAGGGUCUCUAUCGUCCAUGCUGGAGUGCAGUGGCACAAUCACUGCUCACUGCAGCUGUCACCUCUUGGGCUCAGGUGAUCCUCCCACCUCAGCCUCUUGAGUAGCUGGGACUACAGUCGCAUGCCACCACGCCCAGCUAAUUUGUUUUUGUAGAGAUGGGGUCUUGCCAUGUUGGCCAGUCUGCCCUUUCAUCAUCUAUCCUAUUACCUCCCUCCGUCCUCAGCUGGCGCCCCACUGAGAUCCCUAUCACUGGUGGUGCACCCGUCCCAUAGGUGCUGUAGGAGCUGGUUGGUAACUCUCAGCUGCCCCGGCCAGUAACUGACAUGUAGAAGGAGGGUACAAAAGACGGGCUCCCUUGCUUUAAGGAGGCCUAACUGUGGUGCCAUUUGUGCUCAGAGUUCCCCAUGAGAGCAAGCGGAAGCUAGUCUCCACGUGAGACCACACUCUGGCUCAGCCUUAGCCUUUUUCUCGCCCUGUCUUGCUUCCCUCACCCCCUUCUCCUGAGAGCACUUCCCCAGUAAUUCACUUGAACAAGAAUGCUCAGCUUAGGCUCUGCUUCUAGGGAACCUGACCCAUGAUACGCUCUGUUAGCUUCCUGAGAGACUAUCUUGUUAGUUCCCCUAGAACAAAUUCCUGUCUUGGACUCUGCUUAUGAUCACUCCCUUCAUUCCCCUGCCAAGAAUGACAGCUCAGUGAGGGAAUAUCUUCUUUACUUCCCUAGAACUGUUCCUAGAACACAGUAGGUGCUCAAUGAUGCACUGAAUGCAUGCAGGGGGGAGCCCAGAGUCUAUCUGACAGCUCAGCGGUCAGCACCCCUUCUUGUCCUGGGGUGGCCUGGCCUGGAGGCAUUGUGAGUCAUAGCAGGUGGACAAGAGCUGAGUGGGUCAGAGAUGGGACUAGCCCUGGGACAGCAGCUCAGCAACUCCACCCCAUCUUCCAGGUGAGGCACAACAUACAGUGAGGACUAACAGGGAAACAUCCUCCGAGAAGAUACAAUCUCAAGGGUGGGCCUGGAUGUGGGCUUCCAGAGACCAUCUCCCUGAACCAGAUCUUGGGGAUGCAGCGCCCCCUGGCUCGCCUUCAUCAUUCUGGACAUCCGGGCUCCCGAGACAAGAGCGCAGCACGAGUCGCCAGCGCUCCCGAGGCUCCCCUUCGAGCACCUGCGUGCCCUACAAGGUCCACGCCCUGGCAACCUUCGAGUGCUCGGCUACGAGCCAUGCCAGCCGCCUGUGGCAGACGCUGCAGCAGUUUUGGGCCGAUCACAUCUCGCGGCCCUUCUCGCCACGGCGGCCGCCGCUGCGCCGCAUGCCCUCCCUGUCCACCUUCUACCUGCUGGACCACAACACGCGCCAGGCCGAGCUGGGCCUCGCCUACGGCGCGCCGCGCAUGCGCCUCAGCAACCAGGCCUUCGUGUUCCGCGGCGGGCGGUGGACCACUGAGAGUCAGCUGGCGAGGACGCGGUCGCCGCUACUCUCGCGGACCGCCUGGGGCUGGAAGGCGCAGGUGCAGCGGACCAAAAGCCAAGUGUUGCUGGAGGAGAACAACUACCUGAAGCUGCAGCAGGAACUGCUCAUAGACAUGCUGACUGAGACCAUGGCGCGCAUGCACUUGCUGGAGAAGAAGCUCAACCCCGAGGUGAUCCCGACGGCUGCGGCGCGCGCCGGGCAGAGGAAGAUGCGCAAGCGCGCAGGCGCCAGCGGGGGCGUGCUCAUGAUCCAGCCGUGCGCUCUGGACUCGCAGUGA